AGUUGCACUGUUCCCGAGUUGUUUAUGGUAGCGAGUCCUCCGACGGCUCCGAAGCUUAGUGUCUUACAGAGUUUGGUGUCGGUUCCAGCGGCAAACCGGUACCAUGGCUUCCUCCAACGCGAUGAACAAGCAGCCCCCUAUCCAGUCCACGGCCGGAGCCGUGCCCAUCAGAAAUGAGAAAGGUGAAAUAUCUAUGGAAAAGGUGAAAGUAAAGCGAUAUGUUUCUGGUAAAAGACCAGACUAUGCACCGAUGGAAUCUUCCGAUGAGGAAGAAGAGGAAUUCCAGUUUAUCAAGAAGGGAAAGGAACAGGAUAUUGAGGUUGAGGAACAACCAGAAGAAAGCACCAGUGAUCCACGUCUGCGUCGUUUACAGAAUCGAUUGAACGAGGAUGUCGAAGAGAGGUUGGCCAGACACCGUAAGAUUGUGGAGCCUGAGGUGGUUGGUGAAAGCGAGCCGGAGUCUGAACCAGGAGAGCCCUGGCAUCCAGACCGAGAAGACACCAGUGAAGAGGAGGAGGAAGAGAUUGAUGACGAGGAAAUUGAACGGCGGCGUGUUUUGAUGCGUCAAAGAGCCCAGGAGAGAAAGAAUGAGGAAAUGGAAGUGAUGGAAUUAGAAGAUGAGGGAAAGUCAGGAGACGAACCAGAGUCUGAGUCAGAGUAUGAAGAAUACACAGAUAGUGAAGAUGAAAUGGAACCAAGACUCAAACCUGUGUUCAUCCGAAAGAAGGACAGGGUGACUGUACAAGAGAGAGAGGCAGAAGCUCAAAAACAGAAGGAGUUGGAGGUGGAAGCAAAACGCAUGGCAGAGGAAAGGCGUAAAUAUACAUUAAAGAUUGUCGAAGAAGAGACAAAGAAAGAGAUUGAAGAGAACAAGAGAUCUUUGGCAGCGCUUGAUGCUCUUAACACUGAUGAUGAGAAUGAUGAGGAGGAAUAUGAGGCCUGGAAAGUGAGAGAAUUAAAGCGCAUCAAACGUGAUCGUGAGGAAAGAGAAGCGGUGGAGAAGGAGAAGGCAGAGAUUGAACGUAUGCGCAAUAUGACUGAUGAAGAACGCAGAGCCGAGCUCCGUGCCAACGGCAAGAUUAUUACUAACAAGGCAUUGAAAGGAAAAUACAAGUUCCUCCAGAAAUACUAUCACAGAGGUGCAUUCUUUUUGGACGAAGAUCAGGAUGUAUAUAAAAGGGAUUUCAGUGCUCCAACUUUGGAAGAUCACUUUAAUAAAACCAUCCUACCUAAAGUCAUGCAGGUUAAAAAUUUUGGUCGUUCUGGUCGAACAAAAUACACUCAUUUGGUUGAUCAAGACACAACCUCUUUUGACUCUGCCUGGGGCCAGGAAAGUGCCCAGAACACAAAAUUCUUCAAACAGAAGGCAGCAGGAGUAAGAGAUGUGUUUGAGAGGCCUUCUGCAAAGAAGAGGAAAACAUGAUGGACCAAAAUAUUGCACUUGGCUUGAUCCUGGAUCAGGAAGGAAGGCUUUUUUUUUUUUUUUUUUUUGAAUACUUAGGACUGUAUUGACAACCUGUAAAUAUUUAUCAAGGACAAGGUCUCAUCUGUCCUUAUUAAAUUCGGGAACAUUUUCUGUGAUCCCUUUGAAUAAAUACAAGACAUCUGGGAUCUUAUUUUUAUUGUGACCAUCUUAUAUAGAAAACUUACUGGAACACAUGAAGCACCAUUUCAGCUAACAAUACAUAUAGACAGAACUGUAAAUAAAGCCAUUGUUUGUGUAA
This is a messenger RNA of Spea bombifrons (plains spadefoot toad), 1724 nucleotides long. RefSeq names its product microfibril associated protein 1 (gene MFAP1). The record is from RefSeq and is a predicted model, not a curated record. Gene Ontology annotation, molecular function: RNA binding. Gene Ontology annotation, biological process: mRNA splicing, via spliceosome. Bases 104 to 1423 code for a protein of 439 amino acids. Gene Ontology annotation, cellular component: U2-type spliceosomal complex. The transcript has 9 exons. NCBI's taxonomy places the organism in Eukaryota, Metazoa, Chordata, Amphibia, Anura, Pelobatidae.